AUGUGGGAGGAUGUGAACAUAUCAUCUACCGACUAUGCCCGCAGACGCAGUGAGCUUAUUCAAAUGAUGGUCAAGCUCAGAUCCAUGGGUGCUGAUGCUCUGAUCGACUUACCAUCUGUUGUGGUAAUUGGUGGACAAUCUGCGGGAAAAAGCUCACUCGUUGAGGCUGUCAGUGGGAUCAAUGUCCCAAGAGAUAGCGGAACAUGUACAAGAUGCCCCAUGGAAUGUACAAUGUCAAGUCAUGCCUCAUCGUGGUCCUGCACUAUCACCCUACGUAUCGGCUUCGAUCGUAACGGCGUAGACCUCCAGAAACCUACUAAUAUGCCUUUUAGUCAAACGAUCACAGACAAAAGUGAAUUUGAGGUUUGGCUGCGUCGUGCUCAGGCGGCUAUUUUGAACCCGGACGUUUCUUCUUCGACUUUCCAUACGAAAACUAUCGAAGAACUCAGGAACAUGAAAAACACACUCAAGUUCUCCCGCAACGUGGUGUGCGUCUCAAUUGAAGACCCUGAUGCGACUGACCUAUCGUUCUAUGAUUUACCUGGCUUGAUACAAAACGAGGAAGCUGAAAUCGUCGCAUUAGUGAAGAAUUUGGUAGAGCAUUACACCAAGAAAGAAAACACCAUCAUAUUGACUACAAUUCCCAUGAGCGAUGAUAUGGAAAAUCAGCAAUCCAUGAGUCUCGCCAGGGCCGCAGAUCCUGCUGGCAAGAGGACAAUCGGUGUACUUACAAAACCUGACACGCUCGGCGUCGGAGCUAUCAACCAACGUCGCAGAUGGGUAGAAAUCAUCGAGGGUCGUUCACAGGAUCACACGCUGAGGCACGGCUUUUACUGUGUGCGUCUUCCCGAUGACGCCGAACGCGCACAACGCCUGUCUCGUGUUGAAUCGCAAAGGCGUGCCGCUGAAUAUUUCGACACAACGUCGCCCUGGAAGGACGUGAGUGAUCGUCAUCGAUUUGGAAUUCCAGGCUUCGUUUCAGAUGUGAGCCGAUUGCUCAUCAAAUUGAUCGAAGAAACCUUGCCGUGUCUCAGAGAUGAUGUCGACAAGCUCCUUGCAAAAUGUAUUAAGGACCUCGACGAAUUGCCGCCGCCACUUGCAAAUGAUCCGCAGAUUGAAGUUUUAGGACGAAUGAACGCGUUCUGCGAUGACUUCAAGAAGUUCGUGAAUGGCAGUCAUGAAGGCAAACAUCUUGCGCAGCGGAAUCGCGCUCUUUACGCCAUAUUCAAGAAGGAUAUACGCGGCACUACCCCCGAUUUUAGGCCCUUUGAUCAACCGGAAGACUUUGUUCUAGUGCUGGAUGACACUGAGGAUAACAUGACUCUUUCUGAGCGAGAUCCUGGCGUAAAAGUGAUGGGCAUAUAUGACAUCCGCAAGGUCGUUCAAGAGGCCAUUGGAUGGGAGUUUCCCAACAACGUGCCGUAUCAGGCCAAAGUCAACCUCAUCGCUCAAUUUACCAAACUCUGGGUUGCUCCGUCUGAGCGCUGUCUCGCUGGUAUCAACGAUGUGCUCGAUCAAGUCAUCAACACACUCAUAAGCACCCAUUUUGGACGCUUCAAAGUUCUUGAGGACUAUUUUGGAAAACUAAUUAGAGUCCAGGUCGACAUCUACAAGGCGCGCGCCCAAGUUGCUGUCAAAUCAGCUUUGGAUCUGGAAACUACUCCACACUUCACUCAAAACACGGAUUAUCUCCAAACGCUCCGCGACAAGUGGCUGUCACGCUAUAAGACAGCUCGAAGUAGAUCUUCUCAGUACAAGGCUCAUCAUAUUCGGGAAGAUGGGGUCGUACCACCACAACCUGAGACCCCGUCCAGUAAAUCUAAAGCCCGAAUCAGUUCGACUAUAGAGAUAACUGAGGAAAAGGCUUUGAGGGCUCUUGCAGAAGCAGGGUACACCAAUCUUCGGGUUUCAGAUCUUGCACGGUUGUUACCUCCCGACUCAUUCGAAGAAGAGCUAGUUGUGAUGGCCGAUGUUCGAGCCUAUUAUCAUGUUGCCUACAAGCGCAUUAUUGACCACAUUCCUCUUACGAUCGAGCAUGCUCUCCAUCAUGCUCUAGCGGGACAACUCUCGCAGAGCCUUCUCACGAGCUUGCUCACGGAUAUGGCAUCUGGGCCUAACUUCUUUGAGCGUAUGAAGGAGUUGGUCAGCGACGACGCCUCUAUCGCUCAGAAACGCACAAUGCUCGCUACAAGAAGACAACGCAUAUUGGACAUUCGCCGGAGACUCGUGACCUUCGGUAUUAGUACCUGA
Molecule: messenger RNA, 2250 nt
Organism: Suillus bovinus
Lineage: Eukaryota; Fungi; Basidiomycota; Agaricomycetes; Boletales; Suillaceae
Product: P-loop containing nucleoside triphosphate hydrolase protein
Exons: 12
Coding region: 1-2250 (749 amino acids)
Cellular component (GO): cytoplasm; membrane; microtubule
Molecular function (GO): GTP binding; GTPase activity; microtubule binding
Source: RefSeq, a predicted model, not a curated record